UACUAACUAAACAAUUUAAUUUUGUAGUCCGAAAUUUCGGUUAACCCGUAUGUUUAUUCUGAUAAUUCUUGCAAAGCCAUGACAAACUUCCACAUUCAACUGCUGUCCGACAAAUGCGUGGUUCUCGUGGAGGCCCCGGGUCACGAGUCGGAGAUCUUUCUACCCGAGAUGCACCAGGCUGGCAUCGUUCUGGAGAACAUUAUACGUAGUCGUCGGCCGAUUCGAAAACACGGAUUUUGCGAGGAAGCAACCCAGGGUCAAGGUCAGAUCAUCCAGCGCCCUCAGAUUCGGCGGCGAGUGACGACGGCGACGGAUGGUCUGGCCCCCUGGGAUGCUUCAAUCGACGGGGGUCCAUUCACGAGAGCCGCGGAAGAAGAAUCCAGCUGCCGGCAGUUUUCCCUCAAGCUAAUCUCAAACGGCAGCUUGGUGCUCGUCGAGUGCCCACCCCUCGAAUCGGAGAUAUUUCUACCGAAACUUUGCGGAAACUACAUCGCCAUGAAACGCAUAGCCGGCCAAGAAAUGGUGAAAAGUUCUCACCUGCGAUCCAGUCUCCACAUCCUGGCCAUUCAACCACCCAAGACCGACAGUCAACGGCUUCAUCCUACAAAAAAACGAAAAAAUCGCAAAAUCUAG
This is a messenger RNA of Drosophila takahashii, 633 nucleotides long. RefSeq lists its product as uncharacterized. The record is from RefSeq and is a predicted model, not a curated record. NCBI's taxonomy places the organism in Eukaryota, Metazoa, Arthropoda, Insecta, Diptera, Drosophilidae.